AUGGGAAAAUCUCGGCUGAUGGUGACAUCUCUGCACCCACACAGCUCUUUUGGGAAGAUAUCUAAGGCCUCUCAUAAUCACUCCAGCUUGAGAAACAUAAGGAAUAGAUCCUCUCGCUGGUGCUCGCAGAUCCUCUCGCUGGCGCCUCCUCCUUCGCUCGUCCUCUGUUGGUACUCACAAGGUACAAGGGGUUCGCCAGCUGAUCAAGGCUUGAUGGCUACCCCGCCAGCGCAACUGAUUGAACAGGCUGUGGAUGGGAGAAUGCUGUCCCUUGUGAAAGGGCUGCUGCUCGCUGUGAUUCCAUUUCAGCACAAUGCUGUUGCCAAAUUUUUUGAAGGUUCUGUUGUGCCCCACAUCAAUACCCUUCUACCUCCCAAGGCUAUGAAGAUGACUACUGGCCUAUUUUGUGACCUGGUCUUCAAAGUGUAUAUUGCACUUGCCAGUCUCGUGCCACUGCUGUGGUGGAUGGGUGUGUCGCCAGCACACGUCAAGCAAUGGAUCAGCCAGCAGUGCUCGGCCUCGAGGGCUACACUUUCCACUCUAAGGAAUGGAGUUACGUCUCUCAUGGCGCUUGGCGCACAGCUGGGUGAUACGAGGAGGCAACUGGAGCAGAGGGAGGGGGAGUUUGCAGUGGUGAAGGAGGAGUUAACAGAAGUGAAGGGGGGGUUGACAGAAGUGAAGGGGGAGUUGACAGAAGUGAAGGGGGAGUUGACAGAAGUGAAGGGGGAGUUGACAGAAGUGAAGGGGGAGUUGACAGAAGUGAAGGGGGAGUUGACAGAAGUGAAGGGGGAGUUGACAGAAGUGAAGGGGGAGUUGACAGAAGUGAAGGGGGAGUUGACAGAAGUGAAGGGGGAGUUGACAGAAGUGAAGGGGGAGUUGACAGAAGUGAAGGGGGAGUUGACAGAAGUGAAGGGGGAGUUGACAGAAGUGAAAGGGGAGUUGACAGAAGUGAAAGGGGAGUUGACAGAAGUGAAGGGGGAGUUGACAGGAGUGAACGGGGAAUUGGCAGCGGUAAAGGGGGAGUUGGCAGCGGUAAAGGGGGAGUUGGCAGCGGUAAAGGGGGAGUUGGCAGCGGUAAAGGGGGAGUUGGCAGCGGUUAAGGGGGACUUGGCUGAACACAAAGAUCGGGCCAGGAUUCUGAGUAUGCACUUGGAAGAGACAAGGCAUGAAGUGGAAGACGCGGAGAGGAGUAGAGCAGCUGAUAUGAGAGAGAUCAGAGGGCUGUUGGAGGAGGCUGAGCGGAUGAGAGCGGCAGAGUAUAGGGAGUUGAGCGGACGGGUGGAAGUGAGGGAGAGGGAGCUGGCAGCAGCAUGCGGAGAAUUGGAGGCUGUGAAAUUCUGGCGAAGGGCUGUGGUUCAGGGCAGAAUUGAAGUGGAUGUUGAGAAGAAAGUGAGGAAGAGUGAGGGCGUCCUAAAGCAGACAUGGCAGAGAAUCCUGUCAGCAGCAGAUGAGAUGGAUCUGAACCUUGGGAGACUCUCGUGCCUCUCAGACGCCAUCCUCGCCCACGUGUCCACGAUGACCCACCUCAAGACCAUUGACCUGGACGGCUCCGCCGGCUUCACUGCAGAGGGCAUCAGCUAUCUCUUCUGCCUGCCACGGCUCGCAGAGUUAGACCUGAGGAACACAGCCGUUUCAGACGCUGCCCUGGAAGGCAUCAAGGCAGCGAGCAGUCUAGAGUACCUCUCUCUCGUCUCUACCCAUGUGUCAAACACUGGCCUGCAGCACUUGACGGCUCUUGCAACUCUCAAGAGUGUAUGGCUUGACAAGUGCAAGGGUGUGACAAAUGCUGGCAUGGUGCAUGUGGGGAGGCUGAUCGGCCUUGGUGAACUUGGUCUGGCUGGCACUGGUGUUAGUACGGAUGGGCUGCACCGCUUGACCGCGCUCACCAGCCUGCAGGUUCUGGUGUUGCCAGCGGGGGCUACAGUUGACUACGGAGGGCUGUGUGCCCAGCUAGGGAGAUGA
Molecule: messenger RNA, 1962 nt
Organism: Closterium sp. Yama58-4
Lineage: Eukaryota; Viridiplantae; Streptophyta; Zygnematophyceae; Desmidiales; Closteriaceae
Source: the annotation of a GenBank genome assembly